Molecule: messenger RNA, 7656 nt
Organism: Meleagris gallopavo (turkey)
Lineage: Eukaryota; Metazoa; Chordata; Aves; Galliformes; Phasianidae
Gene: GJD4
Product: gap junction protein delta 4
Biological process (GO): cell-cell signaling
Cellular component (GO): connexin complex
Molecular function (GO): gap junction channel activity
Source: RefSeq, a predicted model, not a curated record
AAUUCAAGUGCUAAAACUUCACUUCAAAUGUUGAAUUUUUCUGUGUAUUUUUGUGUUUUGACUGUAUAACAGAUUGUUUUCAGACUUCCCAACCCAGCUCAGGAAAAGGACUUCUGUUUUAAAAAUAGCUUUGCCAUCAAUACAGAAAUUUGUGUGACUUUACCAAAAAACCUUUAUGAAAAACCUACCCCAUCCAAAAGUCCUCCAAGAAACUCUCAUGAACAACAAAGUCUCAUUCUAAAGAUAUGACAUGCAUGGUUACAGUUCCUGAUUUUUCAGUAUUGUUGGCAUGAUGGAAUAAGGUUAGGUUUUGAUCUCUCCCUGCUUAAAACAACCAUUUGAAACAAUUCAGUAAAAGACAAAUAAAAGUGUAUGGAAAUGCCAGACCUGUAAGGCUUUACUUCGUGUUAAGACAGGAGGGAGCUUUUGGUCUGAAUGGAGAGAGACAGCAUGCCAAGGCGCAGGAUGACAAGGAGGUAUGCUCCAGACAAGGCAACCAGAGAAGUAAUACAGAGAAAUGACAGGGUUCUUGUGUGAACACACAAAUGCACAUUUGUAGUACAUUUUGAAUAAGUUUCUUGGUAGCACCUGUUAGCUAGCUCAUGAGUAAAUACCAGUCUAGACACUGCAGUAAGCUUUAUAUAUGACUUCAUGGCCAAGAUAAAGAACAACUGCUACAUCAUUGAAUAAUUUUUGGGAUCUACAGUUUCAUGCCAUAUUAGCUGAUCAACAUAAAUACAGUACAAAAUCCAGGUGCAGAAGUAUGAAACCAAGCGAAAUGGGAAUACUCACUCACUUCUUUUUACCAGAUUUGGGCAUAUUAUUAUUAGGUUAGUGUUAUUGUUAGGCUGCAUUUUCAGUUUGCAUGGCUUACUGUAUGUCAGACUCCUACACUGUCAAGUCUAGACGAAAGUUAUGGAAUAUGCUGGCUAACACAUUCACACAAGUUUCAGUCCCAGCCAAAACAAAGCCAAGGAGGUGCUUUUCAAAGAGGGAACUAACUUCAGAGGUAUCCUUUCAAAUGCGUUGUAUACAGAGAGCAUCACCUACCUUCUCUCCUUCUAGUGCUCUACUCUUUUUCUUUUGUUCUCUUCUAGGAAAGAUCUGGCUAAUGCUGGUAGUUCUGCUGCGAAUGGCAGUGGUGGUGUUAGCAGGCUAUCCACUCUAUCAAGAUGAACAGGAGCGCUUCGUCUGCAACACCCUGCAGCCUGGAUGCUCCAAUGUUUGCUAUGACUUGUUCUCUCCCAUAUCUCACUUCAGGUUCUGGUUCAUACAGACUGUGUCUAUCUUGCUACCUUACACUGCAUUCAGCGUUUAUGUUUUGCACCAGGUAGCAACGUACAUUGUAAGAAAGCACUGUUUGGUGUAUGGAUGCAGAGGGAAUAAGGGUUUAUCAAACUCCAAAGACCUGAAGGAACUCUGUAGGAGUGAUCUUGUCAAUAGAUUGGAUUGUGAUGUGGACAGCCUAGGUGUCCUCAAUUUUUCUGGGGCAUACGCUGUUCCUUUUUUUAGGACACUGAUUGAGGCUGCUUUUGCAGCUGCACAGUAUUUCCUCUUUGGAUUUUUUGUUCCCGAGCGCUUUUCCUGCUACCAUUCACCAUGUACAAGCACAGUUGAUUGCUACAUCUCCCGGCCCACUGAGAAAUCCAUCAUGAUGGUUUUCAUUUGGAGUGUCACCAGUCUGUCCUUUCUGCUCAGCCUUGCUGACCUUGUCUGUGCUCUUCGGCAAAUGACAGCAAGAAGCCAGAGGAACAAGCAGCUGGCCAACCCCCACAGAGAGAAUGAGGGCCUUUUAAAUAUUCCCCCAGCACAGUCUGGUAGCUCUUCCUCUCCCCAAAAUCAAGACUGCCAAGCACUGAAUGGCAGCCAGACCAGCGAUGGCUCCUGCUCACUUCUCUCUGAAGAGGAAGAGGAGGCUGCUCUUCAUCCUGAAGAGGUCUCUCAGCAAGCUGCCAGCACUAACCUUAACAGCCACAGCCAUAAGCCCUGUGUGUCAGGAGAUCUUGCUGUUAAGCAAGAUAGCAUUGAAGAACACCUGUGUGCUGGUGACCAGCAAGGAACUGCAUGCCAACAAGUGAGACCUGGGCUCCAGCAAAGCUUCGUUAAAGAUACUGCCCUGACUUUGAGACCUCAGAUCAAGUCUCACCUUGGAAGUUCUUCCUCUGUAGUUCAGAGCAAGCUUUUAGGAUACUGCCCUUCAGCUGAGCUAAAAAAUCCUGAUGUGCAAUCAAAUUAUAGCAGUACUAGUUGCUUGAGAUCAAAAAAGUCUGAAUGGGUAUAAAGCCCUGAGUGCACCCUAUGCUUUGGGCCAGCAGGACAGAUUGCUGUGCUCCUGAGGGGUGUCAGAAAGUCACAGGGGCAGAGACUUGCUGCUUUGCUGUACGUGGCUAACCAAAGAAGGAGAAACAAACCUCCACUGAGGAGGAAGGAAAAGCUCAAAUGAGAAUUCAAAGGAUACUGCAUUAACUGAACUGUCUUUAUGAAAAUAUAACAUAUUUACACUUUUCCAGCUGUGACUCUAAAAAGCUGUGGACCGUGACUGACCUGUUGUUCUAAGAGUUCAUCUGUACAGUUGUUUGCUCUCACCUACUGCAACAGAUUGAAUUUAGGAAAGGUGUGACUUUUAAGCACAGUUGUAUGUUGUCCACUCUCAGAAGGUUAAUUGAUCUUCUCACAAUAAGCUCCCUAAGUCCACUCUAAGAAAGGACAAAGCAAGAGUAGGUAACAAAUAAAAAUGACUGUGUGGUAACAAAGAAUUAAUAUGCAAAGAAAGCUUGGAUCUUACACAUUUUUCUGUAUUGAAGACCACACCUGCACUCAUUAGCAGCACCAAAGCAGUAAUUGCUCUGGCCCUGAGAUCAGCUGGCACAGCCUGUCUGUGUUACUCAGCUCCAUGAACUCCAAAAUGAGGUGGCUGCAUGGUUGAUUGCUGAGCUGCAGAGCUGCCCAGGAAGCAAGCAGCAGCAGCUUGACAGUGCAGGGCUGAGCUCCAGUGCCCAUGCCCUGGCAUUACUUACUAUGUGUGAUUGUAGAUCUACUAAUGACAUGUCUACAAAGUGUUACAUCCUAAUCUGAAUAGUCGUGCUAGGCUCCCUAUUUCAGCAGGGAGAAUGAUUCAUCUGAUCUGUCCCAGGCAUCCCUUAGGUUAACGUGAGUCACCUUCUGGAUGUACCUAUUUCUACCAUUAUAUGAUUAUCCCAGACCUGAGCUUAGGGAAAAUGAUUUCUAAUCCCAGAGAAGGAUAUAGCAGCAACAUCUAUGCAAGUACUCACUCUGUGACUGACAGACACUAAUCAUUGGAAAACAUGUCUAAAUGGGAUGAAUCACAGAAUAACUUAUUGCUGUCACGCUUUGUGCUUUCCUUCGAUAUGAAUCCUCUUGCAUUUACAUAAGCGUGGUCCAGCAGUGAAGCACGGCAGUGUGUGAGCUGAAUUUCCUCAUACCUGGUAAGUGAAUGUGGGCUGUAAGCUGCACACACCUGCAGGUAUCAGUGGGGGAGGGUGCAGAGCAGAACGUGCUUGGGGAAUGCACCAACAGAAGAGCCUUUACACAGACUGCUCUGCAGGGUGACACAGGCUGGUGUCAGCAGCCUGGAACUGGAGCAGUUCCCACUCCUCUUAGAUUUAUGCAAAGGGAAAAGAAGCUGAGAACCAAUUUGGCCCUCACUUCGCCAUAUAACAUGUAUCUAAUGACUUAAAGGCUGGCUCCUCACCACAGCAACAAGGGAAAACAGCUUUCACUUUUGUCAUGUUCUCUCCUGUGGAUGCACAUGCCUUUGGGACAGUCUGGUUCACAACUGUGUGUAUCACUCCUCACACAUACAAGGUAAAGAUCAGCACUUAAUGAUCCCUUGCCUUCUCCAUCCCUUCAGGAACUGGGAAGCUUACUGGACGGCAGAAUUUACUUUUGUAAAGUGCCUUGCCAACCCUGAAGUGUGCUAAAGAAGGCCUUAAUUGCUACUUUCUAAGCAAUGUUUUCCCCUUCAUUAGCUGUGUUUGUUUCUUUUAUCAUGUGUGCUUGCUGUAUGUUUUGUCAUUUCCAGGACAGAAGUGGCAUUAAUUAUUAAAUUUAUCAUAGGCAGAAAAACAUUAAAUAUUUAAAUUCCUCAUCCUCCAAAGCCUCUGUAGUGGGGUGUGUGCUGAUUACCCACACCAGAACUAAAGACAGCAACAAUGAGACCUUUUGUGAUUCACUGCCUCUCCUCAGCUGUGAGGAGGAAUGGAAGGAACAAAUGCGGAUUCAGGCUGUCGCAUACAUCCCUCGGUGUGAGAUAUAAAUAGGAUGGGAUAAAUAAUAAAAGUACUGUGGCUGGACACAGUUUGCUUAUUUGUGUCCUUAGCUAGACAUCUUUUAGAGCCUCAUUUCCAAUUGAGAAGAUCCUCUUUGUGUCUGGAAUAGAAAGUGAAAUGAGUGAAAAUCUCCCUUAUUCUGUUUGUGGUUUCCGGUCUUGAAACUGUGGCCUGGGUUGUGCCUUUCGGCUGCAGACCUGGCUGCUGCAGGGCCUGGUGCACCCAUCAACUGCUAACAUAAACACCUGUGCACUAACACUGCAGGAUUCGUAUGGUACAAGAGGGAAUAGAUACUUCUGGCAUCAACCACUCACUCGUUAGGGAAUGUCUCUGAGUCUUCUAAUAAUUCUUUGCAAGUUUUGUUUAUUAAAUUAUAAAGGUGUGGUUUUACAAAGCUGGAUGCAUUUACCAGCAAGGGAAGACCAAGGGAAGAUGUGCAGAGAUGUUUGUACUGUCCUGAGCUUCCCCAGCUCAAGCAAAUUAGAAGACACUGCAUCUGCCAUGGGAAUGAGGAAGCACUACAGAUCUCUUUGAAAGAGGGAACACAGAGGAUCGCUCUUCUCCUUACAUUCUCCUUAUUUUCAGUAUCACUGGUUGUUAAGGUAUUAUGAUGAUAUGCUGAUGUCAUUGAAGGAGAGUAAAGGAGUAAUAGGUGUAGAGCAAGGAAAUAACAAGAUUUUAUUCUACGUAAGCAAAGCUUUAGUGUUCAGAUAUUACUUUGUACUCAGAAGAAUAUUGCAAAACCUGCUUGUUAAGUUUGCUGUGUGUCUUUAUAUCACUUCUUAACCCAGCUACUCCAGAAGAGGCAUUUCUGCCUGACCAUAUCACUCUCCUACCAUUGCCCUCAGGAGGCUCUGUCGCUCUAGUACUCUAGGAGGAUGUUGGAGACUUGCACCUUCUAUGUUCUGUACACAGUAAACCAAGUAUCUCUGGGAGUUUGAGCAGGAUCAGCAUGAUUAAGAAACAACAGCAAGGCAUCAGUUCUAUUUCUCAAUAUUAAAUAAGAAUAGGUUUUAAAAAACUGUUUCUGAACUCUUUUCUUUUUUUUUUGCUUUGUUUUAGUUUGAAAUAUGUUUCUUAAUACCAAAAUAAAAGCCAAAUCCCAAGAGUCAAUCAGCUAUAAUCACUUUCUUUCUUCACUCUCUAUGUUGGGUUACUUUGGUUUACUCUCAGCAGCACAGUGGAAAACUAUGACUCUAUUCUCUUGUGAAGUACACUGCAGGCAGGUGUCUGGAGAAUGCAUAAUUUCCCUUUAUCAGCAGUUGCUCUCCAUGAAUCUCUCAGUUCAGACUAUGAUAAGUAUUAAAUCUGAAGUUAACACUGCAGAGAGAUCCUUAGUGUAUUCUUUCAAGUUAUUAAAAUUAUCUGCCCUUUUGUGAUACAUCGUUAUUGCAGUGAUUAUCUUUCUAGCAGGGAUCAUUAAAGGGGAUAUUAAUUGCACAUAAUUUUAUUUUAAUGUCAUUAUUACAAUGAAGAACAGAUAAAUUAUUACUGCUUGUAAUAUUUUAAGAUGAUAAAAAAAUGCAUCUCCAAAAUUAGGAAAGUUGAGUCGUUGAAAGACUGUUCUUUAACUUCUGUCUUUUGUACUGCUCUUAAUAGCCUGUGUUCAGCUGAUAGGGAAGUCAUUUUACAGUGCUCCUACACUGUAAUUGAGUUGCUAAAAUAUUCUGCAAAUUUGAUAGUUUCUGUUCAAAGUCAUAGCAUGAACUCUUGGUUUGUGGUAAUUCUGGAAAAUGAGUUUGGCAAGGCAGAAAUCUAAUCAAAAAGAAUGAAUGGUAUCUUUACGAUUUGUAUUAUCUAGCAUGCAAGUAGCCAGAUUUUGCAUUCAUAUAGCCUUGUCUGCCAGCUUAGGCCCUUCCUUCUCCCACUUCUGUUGUCACAAGAGAUGAUGGCCUUACAUUGCGCAAAGAGAGAUUCAGGUUGGAUAUUAGGAAAGAUUUCUUCUCAGAAAUGGUGAAGCAUUGGCACAGAUUGCCCAGGGAUUGCCUCCGUCCAUGGAGGUAUUCAAGGAAUGUGGAGAUGUGGCACUGAGGGACACAGUUCUGUGGGCAAUGUGGGGGUGGAUAACAGCUGGACUAGAUGAUUUAGCGGUCCUUUCCAACCUUCAUCAUUCUAUGAUUCUUCCAUUUGGGUUGGACAAGCAGGAUAUUCCAGACCUCCAAAUCUCCACAUUAUUAGCAGUGACUUCAUUACAAGAGUUCACAUACAGUGCUAACCCAGAGAAUCAUAGAACCCAACACCUGCUUUCUAAUCCUGCGCCAUUCACAACAUAGAAAUGUCAGAAGACAGAGAGAUGUCUCUGAUUCAGGUUCUGCAGCUAGCACUUGGAGAACUGGGCUAGCUUUGAUAGACAAUUUAUUGAGUGAAGAUGAUGGCAGACUCUGAGCUUUUGUUUAGUUCAUACAAUCUGCCUUCAAAGAAAAGGGUGGAGGCCAGCACUCAGAAAUCCUCCACUUCUAUUUUUACUCUAUGCAUAACUUUUAUCUUGCCUAUGAGACUUUAAGAUCACUCACCAGGUUGUAUUUGGGGAUUCUCUCUCUCUGAAAUUGCUGCUUUUGGCAAAGAAAUAAUCAUAAUGACAAACAGAAAAGUACAUGCUGGUAGAAUGACUUUUUGCAUUCUCCUCUGGUUUUCCUCCUUUUCUUAGUCCCACUGUGCAAUAUGAAAACAAAACAACAACAGGAUAUAACAUUUCUAGAGCCCACUCAGACUUGCUAAGCAAUGCCUUCCUUGUCCUCACAGACGAGGUGCCCAACCUUCCUGCAUUGGAAGACCAUACACACUGUGAUCACCGCUUGUUUCUGGCAUCUGCUCUUUCCUGAGUCUCUGUGCUGUCCUUGAAAGGCUAGAAAAAAGUCAGAGACAGGCAGACGGGCAGCACAUUGGCUAAAAAAAUCCACACUUUUCUCCUGCUUCACAAGCCUCUUCCUAAAGAAAUGUGAACAUAAACACGGAAUAUAUCUAACACAAUUUAUGUAAUGUGGUGCACCGAUAGAUAGCUGUUCACACAGCUUCACCAGAGACUUUCACAUAUGCCUCCAUGCACAAUCUAGGAAAGACCCCAAUCUUUCUUCUGACUGGAGAAAACAACAGAAUUUGAACUGCAUCAAAUUUUAUGCUCCUGUGGAGAGUAAAACUAUUUGAUAUUCGAAAGACGACACUAAAUUAAGGAAUGAUCUAAACAAAGCUUUUUAGUGUUUGGUUGGUUGUUUUUUUUUUUUUGUAUUGAAAAUAGAGAUGGUAACAAUUGUCAGCUUCAUAGUCUGGAACUGAAUUAUGUGAUACACACAGCUCCGUCAGCUCAGAAGAAGUCUGUCUCAAUUUUCAUGGUCUAUUGCAACAGAAACUAUGCAAGAGUGUGAAUAAA